Molecule: messenger RNA, 654 nt
Organism: Sabethes cyaneus
Lineage: Eukaryota; Metazoa; Arthropoda; Insecta; Diptera; Culicidae
Product: TSET complex member tstF-like
Exons: 2
Coding region: 1-654 (217 amino acids)
Source: RefSeq, a predicted model, not a curated record
AUGGCUGCAGUUGUAGCAGCUUCAUCAUCUAAUACUAGUCUAUUUGAUAGCAGCCAUCAGCGUCGCAACAAUCGUCAAUCAUUCAACCAGCACAGCCAUCACAGUCAUCAUCAUCACUACUGUCAUCACCAUCAUUAUAGCAACAGCCACUACUACCACCAUCAUCGGUCCACGAGGACCAUCAACCGGGGCGGCGGAGGCAGACGAACCGGUGGCCACCAUCAGGACUGCUGUGGGGGUGGCAGUAGUGAGGAAACCAUCGGCAUUGGAUGUAGCAGCAAUCCAAACAAUGGCGGUAGCAAUACCGGCAACAACAACAAUAACAACAACAGCAGCAGCUGCCGUCGAAGCGACGCUGGAGGAGGAAGCGUCCGAAGCAGUGGCAGUGGAAAGCGUUGCACUUUUGCAGCGACCACAACCACAAUUCCCAACAGCACCGGUGGCGUGGGUGCCGUAGGCGGCGGCCCAGCAGGUGAAGGCGGCAGGACGCACAGCUCCGGCAGAUACGGUAGCAGCCGAAAGCCGAAACCCCUCGCGCCGACCCUGGUCAGCCAGGGUUCGCGGGAGUUGGUACAAUUCGAUGACAAUCCACACAUCACAGUGCACAGUCAAAGCUCAAACAGCAGUACAUCGUCGUUGAGGAUUCUCGAGUGA